Pseudophryne corroboree (corroboree frog) is the source of this 6293-nucleotide messenger RNA. Its product is annotated as period circadian protein homolog 2-like. Lineage: Eukaryota; Metazoa; Chordata; Amphibia; Anura; Myobatrachidae. The transcript has 24 exons. The coding region runs from base 1073 to 4888 and encodes 1271 amino acids. Gene Ontology annotation, biological process: entrainment of circadian clock by photoperiod; negative regulation of transcription by RNA polymerase II; circadian regulation of gene expression. Gene Ontology annotation, cellular component: nucleus; cytoplasm. Gene Ontology annotation, molecular function: transcription cis-regulatory region binding; transcription corepressor binding. The record is from RefSeq and is a predicted model, not a curated record.
GCUCAGGAAGGCAGGUGCCUACUAGUGCUAUAACUAUAAGUCAGUGUAACUUCUCCGCACAUAACGGUCACACCAGCUGCAUCUCAUGGAUUUCCACGUGAAGCUUAUGCAAUGAGCAAGGUCCCGCCUUUUGCCAAUAAGCAGCCUUCUCAUUGUGAUUGACGUCCGACCUCGCCCAACAGCAGGAGCAUAAGGGAAGAGAGUGUCUGAGGGCCCUGCCUUGGGCCUGGCUGUCAUCGUCCCUACCUAUCAAUUUGUGCAAGAGGCGGGACUUUAUGGCGUGCAUCCAAUGGAUGAGACGAAAGGGCGGAACUCGCAGGAUAUCACGUUUAAUGCUGUGCAAAGCGGAGGGUUAGUGACAGGGCUGGCUGUGGACGGAGUAGAGGUCAGAACGAUGUGCAUCGGGGUCACUGGUAAUGGACCAUACGUAACUGAGAGCCAUUCAAAGGUUGUUGGUGACUGACCUAUUUCAGUGUCAAGGAAAACGCAUCUACAGUAGCUGUACAUUUUGUGCAAUGCUGCUUCAGUGUAAGCAGAAGAUGAAGAACCAUAAUAAGAGGGGGAAAUGGAACAAGAACUAUUGAGAUGAACAAUGGACCAGUAUGAAUUUAUGGAAGGUGUUUGCACAUUGUAUAAGCCUGAUGAGGACUUUGAUUUAAUGCUAUGCCCAACCAGCAAAAACCGUCAAGAACGAGGUCUCCAGUUAGUGCCACCAUGUCUCAUGGAACACUAAGAGACUUACCCUCCGGUGUACAGCUCCAGUCUUCAGAAUUCCCACCAAGCCCACACCAUGUCUCUACAGGAAUCCUCAGUGCCAGCCCUCCUUUUCAACAUGGUGAACCUUUUAAACAGGGAUACAGUAGCAGCCAUGUGCCACAUUCACAAAAUGUAAUGGCUGGCAUACAUGGUUCUAGUAGCAUCGUGCACCCUCUCUCAGUAGAGACCCUAAACUUAAUGGCAGCCAAGCCACAAGAUCAUUCAACAGAAGGGCUUCUUGCUACACGUGGGACUUCUGCCACAGAUAAGAGCUGUGGUUCAUUUCACAUUGGAGAAACAAUACCACAGAAACACAAUGCCACACUGGAGAACCUUCUCACAAAUAUGGCUCCAAGGUCCCACCAGACAGAAGCCAUUCAGAGUCAUCAUCAGACAGGAGAACUUGCAGAUCCCAGCAUCUGUCUACAAGAUGACAUGGAAACAUGCAAUGACUCCAGCAGCAAUGAGCUUAAUGAGUCCGAUGAGAGUGGAAAGGACCCUGCAUCGAAAAGCUCUUCUGAUAACCAGCAACCUCCUCGUAGCUCCAACGCAUUUUCUUUUAUGCUGGCGGACUCUGAACAGAAUCCCUCCACUAGUGGGUAUAGUGUCAGCUCUUGUGUGCUGUCUUUGCAGCAGUGAGCAGCCGGCGAAAGCCAAAACGCAAAAGGAACUGGUGAAAAUUCUCAAGGAAAUACGCUCCUGUCUCCCAGCAGAACAGCGGUCUCGGGGGAACUCCAGCACAGCUGCUUCACUGCGCUAUGCUCUACAGUGCAUCCAGCAGGUGAAAGCAAAUGAGGAAUAUUAUCAGCUGCUGAUGGUUAAUGAGAAGCAUCCGUGCAGCCAGGAUCUUCCAUGCUACACCCUACAGCAGAUAGCGACUGUCACCUCUGAGUUUACAAAGAACAACACGGAUGUAUUCGCUGUGACUGUUUCCUUAGUAACUGGACGGAUCCUCUACAUUUCGGAACAGGCCUCAAUAGUGUUGCGCUGUAGUUCAGACCUGUUUUCACAGGUUCGUUUCGUGGAGCUCUUGGCCCCGCAGGAUGUUAGUGUAUUCUACAGCUCGACUACUCCAUACAGACUGCCAUCAUCAAACAUCUGCAGUGGAACUGAUCCUGGAUAUCUGGAGGGUCUGGAAGAAAAAUCAUUUUACUGUCGUAUCAGUUGUGGACGCGAAUCACGCAGAAAAGUGUCUUACCACCCCUUCCGCCUGACUCCAUAUCUGAUCCGUGUACAGUCCGAGGAGAGCCCAACAGAACAGCUGUGCUGCGUACUGUUCGCAGAGCGAGUGCACUCUGGAUAUGAAGCGCCACGGAUUCUGGCAGAUAAACGCAUCUUCACAACCACUCACACCCCCAACUGCAUGUUCCAGGAUGUGGAUGAGAGAGCUGUGCCCUUGUUGGGCUACCUGCCCCAAGACCUGAUUGGCAGCCCCAUUAUACUGCACCUGCAUCCCAGUGACCGGUCUCUCAUGCUGGCUGUGCAUAAGAAGAUUCUCCAGUAUGGAGGACAACCUUUUAACUUCUCCCCGAUACGAUUUUGUGCCCGUAAUGGGGAGUACAUCACCAUAGAUACCAGUUGGUCCAGCUUCAUCAACCCCUGGAGUCGAAAAGUGUCUUUCAUCAUUGGCAGACAUAAAGUCAGAAUGGGUCCUGUAAAUGAAGACAUUUUUACUGCACCCCGACACUUGGAAGAUCAGUCGCUACAACCUGGAGUUCAGGAGCUCACAGAGCAAAUACAUCAACUUCUCAUGCAGCCUGUCCAUAAUAGCAGCUCCAGUGGAUAUGGCAGUUUGGGCAGCAAUGGCUCUCAUGAACACCCAAUGAGCGGAGCCUCGUCUAGUGACAGUAAUGGGAACCUCAAUGAGGACACGAAGGAGAAGCAGGGUACCCUCCCUGUGCAUAGGCCAAAGGGAGAGGAAGGAUCUAGCAGUCCAGAGAUUACAGAUCCACAGAACCUGGAGAUCACACCUGAAACCGGUAUCACCCUUAAUGGGAAUUGUAAGGACAUCAAUCUCGAGGGCUUAUCAGUGGCCACCUGCUCCCCACGCUGUGAGCGUCUGCCAGUAAAGCAGCCCUACUCUUACCAGCAGAUAAGCUGCCUGGACAGUGUUAUCAGAUAUCUGGAGAGCUGCAGUGUUUUGGCUUUUGAGAAACGCAAAUUGCUUUCUUCAGAGAAAACGUCAUCAGAUGAUGAACGGGUCCGAAUGCAAGAUCGGGAGGGUCGGCAAGAAAGACACAUGCGUCCUGCUGCGCGUUCUGUAGUUAAAUGCUUUACUGGGGUACCAAGCUCUGCUCCCAUUUCUGGACCUGCCACCACCUGCCAGUCUGUGCCAGGCUCUCUGCCACACCCAUCCCUCACCUCCAUGCCUGCUCCUGGUCUUGCUAUUACACAACUCUCUAUGGCCGCCAAGGCUGAGAGUGUGGCGUCGCUAACCAGCCACUGCAGCUACAGCAGCACAAUCGUACAUGUGGGAGACAAGAAGCUGCAGCCAGAAACGGAAUUGGAGGAUGGGCCCUCACAUUCUGCCGCUGUUCCUCCACUUCUGCCAGGAAACACACAGAAGGAGCCAUAUAAACAGCUGGGACUAACCAAGAAAGUGCUGGUGGCUCACACUCACAGAGAGGAGAAUGAUUUUCUCAAUGGCUUCAUAGAUGUCAAGAGGCUAAACGCCUUCCAGACGAGGUGCAGUAGCUACAUGCAUGAGAGGCCGGGAGCCCUGCGACCACAUGGACCACAGGGUACAGGUCCUGCCGUAAGGCGAAGCGGCAAGACACGGAAGCCUAAAGUGAAACGUGUUCGGCCAGACUCGUGGCAUAGCAGCAGCUCGGGCAUACCACAGCACCAUCGCUGCCCUCUUCCUGGGAACAACACCACUGCCUGGUCCCAAUCUGACCACUCCCAUACUAGUUAUCCUCCACUGCCAUAUUCUAUGUUGCCUGCUUUUCCUUUGCCUGUCUUCCCUUCGCCCCAAAUCCCAAUGCCAAAUGAAACCCCCUCCAAUAUGCAGCCUUUCCAUACCCCUCUAAUUUCACCCAUGGUAGCAGUUGUUCUACCUAAUUAUAUGUAUCCCCCUAGUCUGCCACCAACUGUUUACCCUGGGGCAGCGCCCCAACAUCCCUUUCCAGUUCAGCCUUCAUUAUACACUCCGCAGCCAACCUUCACUGCUUUAAAUCCUACAUUCUCUGUUCCACAGCCUCCUUUCCCUAUUAUACAACAUCCCUUUCCUAUUCCACAACCUAUAGCUCCUCAGUCUGGCUCUUGCAUUGUGCAACCAUUUUCAUAUCCAAUGCCACAGAGUGAACAAAAGCUUAAGGAUGGGAUCUCUCGCUCCUCCACUCCGCAAAAGCCUCCAUCACCCCCUCUGUUCCAGUCUCGCUGCAGCUCACCUCUACAGCUGAACUUGUUGCAGUUGGAAGAGUCUCCAAAGGCUGAGCGUCCUGAGGGAGGCCCAGGUGUGGGAGGUGCUGGGAACAGUACAUUGAUGCCUCAACCUUGUGAAGAUCCCGAGCUGCAUAUCUCCGAGGCAGAAUCCCCUGCAGAUGACCACACUAGUGAUGCUGUUUCUACUGGCAGUGACUUUAUGGAUCUGUUACUGCAGGAAGACGCAUCUUUUGGAACCUGUUCAGUAUCUUCUGCAGUUUCAGAAUCCCUGACCUCAGGAUUCCGCAGAAACGGUACAUCUGGGAGUCAGACAGGGAGUAGUCUGACAAGCCACAGCAGCAAGUACUUUGGCAGCGUUGACUCUUCAGAAAACAAUCAGAAAAAGCACGAGUCAACAACUGCCAGUGGGGAGGCUGCUAUGGAGUUUGUACUUCAAGACCCCAUGUGGCUUCUUGCUGCCAACGCAGAUGAGAAUGUCAUGAUGACCGAUCAAAUAUCGCUCCGGGAUGUGGAUGUGGUUCUCAGAGAGGAUCGUGAUCGACUGAAAUCCAUGCAGAAGUUUCAGCCUCGCUUCACAGAUGAUCAGUGGAAAGAACUGGGAGAGAUUCAUUCUUGGAUACAGAGAGGAGGACUCCCAGAGGCCGUCGAGAGCUGCGUUUUCUGUAAGGAGAGAGGCUAUGAAUAUGCAGAGUAUGCAGAGACCAUCCAGGAGCUGGAACUCUGUGGGAUCAUGGAAUCAUAUGAUUGAAGUAGCUGAAGAUCUCCUCGGACUCUCACACCAGCCUUCAGCAGCACAAUGAACUCACUGUUAUAACUGGCAAACGAACCCAGCUUCAAGUCCUGUCUGCCACCCCUGCUGCCCACUGGGCAGGUGAUGUUCCACCAUGUCUAGUCUGGACAGUAACAAUCUAAUAUAUUCUGUGUCUGCGCGAUCCUUCAGAAAAAGCUGCUGGAUCUUUUGCCAUUUAUUUAAUUUUUUUAGUUUUUUGUCAGGCUUGCCAGCGGUGGGAGAUGUGGGUGACCACUUUACUGUAAUAGCUUAUUUAUAGUUAACUAAUGAAGGGUUUUUAUAUGUUUUCUCCUUCUCACACCAGCCCGGAGUAACAAAACUGGGUUAUUGCUGUGCGAAAUGGUACCCAAUAGCCUAAUAAUGACAUUCAGUUAGUAGAGGGCUACAGAGCAACACUACAUUAGAGGACAAAGGGAUUUUAUAAUUGUGUGCCCCUUUAUACAAAAGCUAUUUUUCAAAUGUUUCAUAAUUAUAAUAUUUGUAUAUUUUUAAAACCAUGUUUUCUUUGAGCACUGUACACUUUUGAUGCAUUUACACUGGUUGUUUAUUUGCUAGGACAGACGAUUGUUUUCUGGGUCCCGGUUCUCCCAGGAUUAUUUUAUUCCCAUGGAUGGUGGUGCUCUGUCACCUUGCUGCCCUGACCCUCCCCGGAACUGGAUGUAAUGAUGCUAAAUAAUUUCACAUGUAAUGGACGGAGUUGUCUGUACAGAGUGAAUCGGCCAGCAUUAUCCGCAGGUCAUCCUGGUGACAUUACUGAGCUGAAGCCUGUGUCCUGUAUCAUAGACUGUACCAAAGUUAUGUGGGGACUGAUUGUUGCUCUGAAUGACCCAUCCAUAAUCCGUACACACAACACCCCGUUUUGUGUAUUUGGCAUCACCCUCCUGAUGUUAUGAGAUUGAAUAUAAAUGCACCUUGGUCGCUGCUCAGCUCCAUUUCACAGCAGCAUACCCGCUAGUCCUAACUUCUAUUGGUAUGAUGUUUGUACGGGGCAUGGGGUGUGAAUGUGGGUCAUGUACUGCCUAUGUAAAAACAAGCAAUGCAAUGUCUAAACAUGGCUGAUGCAGUAUCCUUGCAUAGACCAAAUGUAACUCCAGUUUAUCAUUUCAGUGGAUACAAUAGGAGUCUUCCCCUGUGCCCUCUUACACGUAGUGGCAACAUCGGGAACACAGCUAUCACUGGAAUUCAAGUAGAGCUAAUUUUGGCACUGCCCUGGUAUAUUUCACCAACAUUGACUGUUACUUUCACAUUGGGAGUGAAUCCUCUUCUGUUAUUCUGUGCUCUCGUGGUCUUGAUCUUGUCACGUAUUGUCCACGCUAAUCUGAUAAAGCAAAAACAAAGUCAGUAAAAACUAUUUAUUUUUUAA